Messenger RNA from Scomber japonicus (chub mackerel), 849 nucleotides. Its product is annotated as neurexophilin-1. Lineage: Eukaryota; Metazoa; Chordata; Actinopteri; Scombriformes; Scombridae. The transcript has 2 exons. Bases 1 to 849 code for a protein of 282 amino acids. Gene Ontology annotation, molecular function: signaling receptor binding. The record is from RefSeq and is a predicted model, not a curated record.
AUGGGGGGAGACACUCCACACAGAGGCAUGAGGACCACAUGUCUGCUGGCUGCCGCUCUGCUGCUGUCAUUCAUCUCUCUGGUGAGAAAUUCAGAUUUGAGAGCGAGCUCAAAAUCCAAAGUGAAGACUUACUGGACCGAGAGCAGCAAGUCCUUCUCCAUCAGCCGUCUCCUGUCCCAGUCCCUCUACGGCAAAGAGAACUUCACCUCUCUGGAUCUGAACUACGACGAGGCGGAUGCUUUCUCCAAACAGGAGCAGUGGAACUGGCUUUACAACACCUCAAACCCCCGCGACCCUCGAUCCAGGACGAAAAGGAGGCCCAUCGUGAAGACCGGCAAGUUCAAGAAGAUGUUCGGCUGGGGCGACUUCCACUCCAACAUCAAGACGGUGAAGCUGAACCUUCUCAUCACCGGCAAAAUCGUGGAUCAUGGAAACGGGACCUUUAGCGUCUACUUCCGCCACAACUCCACCGGUCAGGGCAACGUGUCCGUGGGGCUCGUUCCGCCCACCAAAGCCGUGGAGUUCCAGGUCCACCAGCCGCACCAGCAGUACCACCACCAUCACCAGCAGCAGCAGACGGCUCUGGAGACGAAGGACACCAAGCUGUUCAACUGCAGGGUGGAGUACGAGAAGGUGGAGAAGGGCACCAGGAACUCACUGUGUGCCCACGACCCUUCCCAGAGUUGCCCCCAGGAGCAGACCCAGAGCCACGUAUCCUGGCUGUGCUCCAAGCCCUUCAAAGUCAUCUGCAUCUUCAUCACCUUCUACAGCACCGACUACAAGCUGGUGCAGAAGGUGUGUCCAGAUUACAACUACCACAGUGACACCCCUUACCUCCCCACUGGGUGA